UGACAUCAUCGCUUGGGUUGGACUCGGACGUCUGAGGCUUGUUUUGCUACAUUGUUGUCGUUUUAGUUAACAGUUUUUAUUUUUAUACAACAUAACAGCAAUACCGUGUCAUUUUUUAUUUCAGAAUCCAACAGAACAGUGUCUAAUCUGCAAAAAUGAAAUGGAUGUUUAAAGAAGAUCAUUCCCUGGAACACAGGUGCGUGGAGUCGGCCAAAAUCCGCAACAAGUAUCCGGACAGAGUCCCGGUGAUCGUGGAGAAGGUGUCGGGCUCACAGAUCGUGGACAUUGACAAGCGGAAGUACCUGGUUCCCUCUGACAUCACAGUGGCCCAGUUCAUGUGGAUCAUCAGGAAGCGGAUUCAACUGCCGUCCGAAAAGGCCAUCUUCCUGUUCGUCGACAAAACCGUCCCCCAGUCCAGCCUCACGAUGGGACAGCUGUACGAGAAGGAGAGGGACGAGGACGGGUUUUUGUAUGUGGCGUACAGCGGAGAGAACACUUUCGGCUUUUAGACCUUGGACCUCCGACCCUCUGCCUGACCUCUGGCCAGCCCAAUCACUACCACCCCAACCUGCCCCCCCCCCUCCCCCCCCACACACACUCCCCACACCUUUCCCCCCCUCAUUCCCCUUCGAGUGUGACUGUACCACAUAUCAUGAGAAUGUGGGCAUUUGUAAGAAUGAUCACUAUAUUAAUCAUAUAAUCGAUGCAUCCGUGUCUGCGGACCUCUUGUCCUGUACCCAUGCUGUAUACAUUAGAUCGCUAAAAAUAUGUGAACGACGGAGCGACUCCAUUUUGUUUUUCUUUUGAUCUGUGAAUGAGUUUGCUGUAUUUUUGAAAGUGCUUGAUAUUUUGUAUUAGAUUUCAUUAAUAUUAUAAUUUUUUUUGUUUGCUUUACUGUUGUUUGGAGUUCUUCACUUUUCUUUCUUUUCUUUUUUUUUUUUUAGAUUAUAUUCAAAAUUUUAAGUUAAAAUAUUUGAAAGGUGAGGUAGCUGGAUGACCUAACCAAUAAAAAAUAAAUUUAAAA
This is a messenger RNA of Conger conger (European conger), 1024 nucleotides long. It is a transcript of the gene gabarapl2, whose product is annotated as GABA(A) receptor-associated protein like 2. Bases 156 to 509 code for a protein of 117 amino acids. Gene Ontology annotation, cellular component: autophagosome; autophagosome membrane; cytosol. The transcript has 4 exons. The record is from RefSeq and is a predicted model, not a curated record. Gene Ontology annotation, biological process: macroautophagy; autophagy of mitochondrion; autophagosome assembly. NCBI's taxonomy places the organism in Eukaryota, Metazoa, Chordata, Actinopteri, Anguilliformes, Congridae. Gene Ontology annotation, molecular function: ubiquitin protein ligase binding.